This is a messenger RNA of Sesamum indicum (sesame), 1002 nucleotides long. RefSeq names its product ras-related protein RABF1. The record is from RefSeq and is a predicted model, not a curated record. Lineage: Eukaryota; Viridiplantae; Streptophyta; Magnoliopsida; Lamiales; Pedaliaceae. Gene Ontology annotation, molecular function: GTP binding; GTPase activity.
UCGAAUCGAACUGCCACUACCGUCCAACUGAAUAUCUCUCCUUCCUUACGUCUCUCUCUCUGCUCGCACAUUUGAUCUGAUUUAGUAGUUAUUUACAUUAAAUUGUAGAACCUUGAAGUGUACUAUUUGUAAUUGCACCGAAUACCUACAGAACAGAGUUUCCUACCGAUUUUCGGCUGCUUCCAUGGGUUGCUCCUCGUCGCUUCCAGAUAAAACCGUUGGGCAAGCAGUCGGUUUAAACCCGGAAAAUGGUGAGGUGAUUGAUACGAAAAAUCUUCGCGUUAAGUUGGUGCUGUUAGGUGAUUCUGGGGUCGGGAAGAGCUGCAUUGUUCUUAGAUUUGUUCGUGGUCAAUUUGAUCCAACAUCUAAGGUUACGGUUGGAGCCUCUUUCUUGUCUCAGACAAUAGCCUUACAAGAUUCAACCACAGUGAAAUUUGAAAUAUGGGAUACUGCCGGUCAAGAAAGGUAUGCAGCUCUGGCACCAUUGUAUUAUCGAGGGGCUGCAGUUGCAGUUGUCGUGUAUGAUAUAACUAGCCCUGAAUCAUUCGCUAAGGCACAGUAUUGGGUCAAGGAAUUACAAAAGCAUGGAAGUCCUGAAAUAGUCAUGGCUUUGGUUGGUAACAAGGCCGAUCUCCACGAAAAACGAGAAGUACAAUUUCAGGAUGGGAUUGACCAUGCCGAAAAGAAUGGAAUGUUCUUUAUUGAGACUUCAGCGAAGACAGCAGACAACAUAAACCAGCUUUUUGAGGAAAUUGCCAAGAGAUUGCCACGCCCUUCUCCUUCCUGACCAUUCAAAGUUGAACUACAACAUCGUGUUAAUUUUUGCUGUUACUUCAAUCUGCCUGUAUUCAAAUGUAUAUUCUACCGUGCUGUUUUGGGUUGUAUGUUCAUAUACAUAAGAUCCCUUUUUUAUCAUGUACAAUACAAGCAGUUAUUUCUAUACUUGUAUUCAAGAUGGACCUAAGUAUCCAAUAAGUCUGCACUGUCACUUGUGGUGUUAAA